UUUUCUUACAGGUGAUCGCUGCCGAGUAGCUCUGUACUUUCUUACCGGCCGUCGCACAUAGCGUCCUGGCCAAAAAGCGAAGCUCCCUGAAAUCUGAAAAAUCUGAACAGUUCCGGCAAGAAACAGCAAGCGUCAUGCACGAUGUCAGCGAUCUGUAGCAGUCCAGUGUCUAAACUUUACGACAACAGCAACGAAGUCUAGUUCCCCUGCAGCCCUUCUUGUCCCUUGGAUUUGACGACCCCAAAAUGAACGUUCUUCUUGUGUAAUUUCUAUUUCAUGGAAGAUAAAAAGGCUAGGACCAUCAACAUUAAAGACGUUUGCAUUUGUUGCUUGGUGAUUCUUUUGCGUGACCGUUCUUGAUUUAAAGGUAAUAAAAGUAACAAAAGGAUCUAUCGCCAGGAACUUAUUGAGUCUACUUGUAAACUCCAGCAUACUUCUCGUACACUCCAGAUGAAUCACGACCAUUCUCGACCCAAAGGUAAUAAAAGUAACAAAACAACCAUCAAAUCAGCAAGAUGUUAACCGCUACAAGAACUGCUAGUGACGGGAACAAGUGGUUGGAGCAUCCACCACGCGGGUUUUUGGCGCAUGAAGAAAGGGACAAUUUCUCUGCCGUUGUCGACAAGCGAUAUGACUUUUGGUCUGAGGAUGCUCUUCCUGCUGCGGUUCCUUCACCAUCAUCAUCUUCAAGUAGCACCAGGAGCUCCUCAGGUACAACGGGGACGAAGGAUUAAGGCUUCCCCUAAUCCAUCUUUUCUAUACAGGGAUCCCUCAAAGACAGUAUGCGUCUUUCCUGAAAAAACAGGGGACGAGAUACUGACGCAUAUGCUUGAGGGAUUUCCACAGGGAUCAAUAGGGGAGAGCUCUAAAAGGAACAGAGUUUCGCGAGUUUAAUGAAGCACAAGAACGAACUGAACGAUCUGUCAGAUAUAGCGGAUGAUUUCGUACUGCCAGCUGGAAGCAUCGCGCGUGGCCAGAAAUACUUCAAGAAAUACUGCAGACAGUGCCAUUCUUAGGGAAAUUAGAUAACUUAUUGUUUACAAAGAGAUUGGCAGUAGGGAUCUUACAGGUGGUUCAUUCCCUUCUGCAUAUUUAAUACCAGGAUAGAAGGAACAGUACUACUAGCAUACUAGCAAGUACCUUCAAUCAAUGAAGAGAGUCCAACACUUUCCACUCGCCAGUGGUAGAGAAUGACCACCACAGACGUACGAUGAUGAUUCUCCACUCAUCUAAUUACCCAUCUACAGUGAUAACCGAGCUGCGCAUGGGAUGGCUCUGCUAGGUCCGACUAUGUUUGAGGUUUGUGGUCGAGCUUCCGGAAUGGAGGAAGGUGGUGGCAAAAAACUAGGCGAAAAUAUGAGAACAAAGGACAUCCUCUGGACCGACUCGGCGUUGAUGAAUUACAUGUUAAGGCGAGCAUUGAUCUAGUGCUAGGCAUUGUAAUUGCACACUCCCCUGCAUGCUAGAGACUGAUGCCUGUAACGGGUAGUGCGUGAAGGAGUAUCUUUAGGAGGUUUUAGCAAAGAAGAAUUUUAGCAAAUAAUCCUGAUGGGGUUUUUCUCUAACCCAUCAGGAUCAUUAUGAGUUUUUCCGUCACCGUCCUUAGGAGCUCGCUUCGGGCUUAACACCAAUCCUCUCUUCACCACACCCUUCUAAGCUGGAAAAACCCACGGCUGACGGGAGGCGGACCGACACAAAUGAACUUUCCAGGGAUCCGCUCUUUUGAUGUCCGCGUCGAUGUUGUACACUAUUUACACACGCUGAACGCGGAGCAGUCACCUCACCUCGUAGCAAGCAUAGCGACACCCGCGCAGCACUUGCAAUGA
This is a messenger RNA of Amoebophrya sp. A25, 1826 nucleotides long. Lineage: Eukaryota; Dinophyceae; Syndiniales; Amoebophryaceae. The record is from the annotation of a GenBank genome assembly.